Messenger RNA from Lobosporangium transversale, 723 nucleotides. RefSeq lists its product as hypothetical. Lineage: Eukaryota; Fungi; Mortierellomycota; Mortierellomycetes; Mortierellales; Mortierellaceae. The coding region runs from base 109 to 723 and encodes 204 amino acids. The transcript has a single exon. The record is from RefSeq and is a predicted model, not a curated record.
UCCAGCUAUACUCAAAAUACACAGAUUAUACGAGCCUUCUUUUAUUUUCUUUAUUUUUUUUUUUUCUUCACUUCACGGCGCAAAUAGUUUAUUUCCUGUUGUCACAUCAUGAUCUACACAAUGAGCUGUCCAAUCUGCAAUCUUGAUGACUCUGAAUGUUGUUGCGCAUAUAUGAUGCCUUCGUCGCCUUCUCCUCUUCCUUCAGAGGAAGAAGACCUUGUGGAUCCUCAAUCAUCAUUCUUUGAUUCUACUAAUACUACGACCUUCAUGAUUAGUAGUAUCGCAACAUCCAUCAUAACCGAAGAUGAUCAUACAACUUCUACCACCGUCAAGGUGAAAAGUACAACUAAGGUUACAACCACAAUAGGGCCACAACCUAAAAAAUCGUUGGCUCCUUUAUCCUCAUCUUCAUCACAGAAACAAAAACAGCAAUACCCAGACGAUGGUGAGGAAAGAAAAGUGAAACCAGAAGCUGAUGAUGAAGAGAAAGACCUAAUAAGGGAAAGAAUGAAUACCUUUGACGACAAGGAAAACAAGUGGCCGGGGAACGAUCGCCCGCUCUCGCCUACAGCGCCUCUAUCACCAAGAGAGUCCUUUCCACCAUUGACAUCGGUACCGGCACCACAGCCAGGGGCAUCACGUCCACCAUCGAAACAGUCAUCACGGCUCUCUUAUUCUCGGCUGGAAGGGAAUCCUUGCUUAACUAAAGCUUUCACAAUCUGA